This is a messenger RNA of Saccostrea echinata, 3002 nucleotides long. RefSeq lists its product as uncharacterized. The coding region runs from base 75 to 2744 and encodes 889 amino acids. The record is from RefSeq and is a predicted model, not a curated record. The transcript has a single exon. Lineage: Eukaryota; Metazoa; Mollusca; Bivalvia; Ostreida; Ostreidae.
UUGCUGUGUUUGUCUCUGUCUAUUUUCGACCAGCUUUUGGCUCCGAAAGUAAUUCUGAAGAUCAAAUUCCACUGAUGAACACUACAAGUGUGAUUUCUUUAAAUCGAGAUUUAUCAGUGACUUUGUCCAAGAAUUGCACAGUGAUACCAGUGUCCGAAAUGCUAAGACAUGAUAUCAAAGAACUUCUAGACGCCGGAACGAAACUUAUAAUAUUUGAUCUGGAAUUUCGCAACCAUUCCGGAAAACUACCGGGAGAAACAGAGUCGGAUAUUUAUAAAAUAUUCCAGUGGGAAAGAAGUACAGGUCGGCAUGGUCAAGGCUUGUUGUUUUUGAAGACGGGUUUCGAAAUACUUUCACUUUCGACUUUAACAUAUGGCACUGAAAACAUGAGGGUCGACUUAAUAGAAGAACCAGAUGGUUGUCUAUUAGGUAGAAAUAUACAUGACAUCGAGAGGGGACUUCGUCAAAUUUUAUUGAAUGAUUUCAAAGAAAUUUCACCAGACGGAAGCGGUGGAAGUCUUGGGGAUAAUGAACACAUCUGCAACAUGCACAUUAAAAAUGAGAACAACAGAGCUGUUUUUUACCACGUGUGUUGUACAAAAUCUUCAAAAGGUAGCGUGGUAUGUCAAGAGUUGGUAAAAGACUUGUACGUCCAACUUCUGUUUUUCUGCAUAUACUUCAUGAAUAUGCUUGCAAUUAUGUUUUGUCCUUAUCUCAUACCUAAGUCUUGGUAUCAAGAAAAGUAUAAAAUGUUGAAGUACGAACUUAAUUGUGAGAAACAGGUCCAAGUCAGAGUAAUGAAAACUUGCUUAAAGAAUAUCAAUACCACAGCGGACAAUGUCGUGAAUAUAAAUGAAAUAUCUUCAAUGAAUGGGUUCAUGAAACAAUUAGAUGAAAUGGAGGAAGACGCCGUUUAUUCACUAGGUUUGUCUAAGAUCCACUUUAGCGUGAAACGUGAUCGACUGAUACCUCCAAAUGAUGUCCCAGUCGGCAUUAUUAGAUCAUUGUAUGAUUCCUUCUUCCGUUGCCAAAUUCGAGAAAGAGAAUCUUUGAAGACAUGUUGUCACCGCAGUAUAUUCGAACCUUUUAGGGGAACCUCAGUUUUCAAACAUGUGAAGUGGUAUCACUGCCUACAAAGAAUCAUGUUCAUCGUUUCUUGCUGUUUAAUAAUUAUUCCAUGGGUAUUAAGAAUCGCUAUUUUCUAUCGAUAUGAAGAUAGUGAACACGACGAUAGGGACGACGCAGCACAAGAUCGGAAGCUGGAAGUGCACUACGCAUUUUUUCCAGGAAGCAUGGCGAGUUUUUUAACUCCAGUUCAUGCUAUCUUUGUUUUCUGCUACUCUGUGCUUGUAUUAGACGCUAUCCUGUUUGGAAUUCUAGAAUUCGUCACAUCUGAAGUGAAAAGGAACAUUGAAAUAGUUUUUCGGAAGUGCUUCCGAGAUAUGAAAGAGUCCUCAUACUCGAGAUCAUUCGGAUGGGCAAUAAGAACUUUGCUUUACCCCUUCAAGGAGUAUGGAGUUCUCGCAUUCUUCAUCGUUGGUAUAUACUGGUUGUUCGUUUUACCAGUUGUUAUCAUAGUCGUGGCAUUUUACUGCAUACCAACACUGAACAUCGCUGUACGUUUAUUGUGCCAUUUGAUAAUUGUAAUUUUCCCGGAUUUUAAAUUCGUAACCAACCUAAAAGAACAAGUUGGUGUAGUUGGCCUUCUCCGAAAAGAAACUGUUGCACGUCUGUCAACCAAAUCUAGUCACCGGUUUCGUGUCAUUCAGUUUAUUGCCAUUUUGUUGAGCUUACUUGCUUUGCUCUCCUGCGUAAUUUUGGCGGUAGAGGUCAUCGUCUUUUUUGUUGAAAUCAUAGUGUACACGUUGAUUGGCGUCAUCCUGAACGCUUCUCAAACACUGAAAUACGUAUCCCUACUUUUCAUGCUAACUUUGUACGCUCGAGAUUGUUUUGGGAGUGUGACCCGGAAGUACCAGGCUUUCAAUCAAGCUAUAAAUAAAGCACUUCUUGGAAGGGUAAAAGAUGAAGUCGACAAGGUGGCCUGGCAGACAGCGGACAAGCAACCGAACACCGCCUUUCAAAUAAGUGUUGAUGAUCAUGAGAAUAAAUCUGUGACAAAUGACAUUUACGCUCAUAUGUGUAGUGGCGUACUGAAAUGGAGUCUUCCUCGCGUUCUGUUAUUUUUAGAUAAUCAUGAUAAGCCAUAUAUCACUAGGACCUUCUUUUUUAAGGCUGCUCACAUUGAUCACGUGGGUUGCCCCGGAAGUCUCUAUAAAAAUUUGUUGUGUGCUUUGCGUCAGUUUCUAGUGAUUAUUCUGUUUCUUCUAUUUGUUGUUGUGGUUGUUAUGGCGUUUGGAAAUGAAUAUUCGGUUUCUGGUGUCAAUCAAAUGCUGGCUACACUCGCUGGGGGAUUUUUACCAUGGGUCUUUCGGAAUGUUCUUUUUAAGCCUCCUGCUGACAUUGAAGUUGAUACAAGUAGUCUGAGCUUCCGGAAUCUUUUUGAUGACAUCAUAAGAGAGCACAGACAAAACUGGCCAGUAGCAGAUAUCAUUCCAAUUUCAAAGCAACCUGAAAGUCAAGGUAUUGAAAAGAGGGCAAAUUCUCACCCAUCGGAAAAGAUUCGCAUGGAUCCAGGGAGUGUUACUAUGCUGAAUGGGAACUUCUUCUGCGAGAAGAAAGACGACGUGUUGAUUGUCAAUAUUUCGAACAAAGUUAAACAAGAAAAUGAAAUGACGGAUGUAUAGCGAAUAGUUGUUCAGUUUACUAGUAGAAGUUGUGGUUGUUUUUGUAUAUUGAGGGGGGAGGGAUAAAAUGUACAUUUGGAUUUAUUCUUAGUUUGUCCAUCACAGACUGUUCAUCUUCGUAUAGCUAUUGAUUUUCUACUUUAUUUUUUUUUAAUCUAAAAUGAAUUAUAUGUAGGCAAUUCUUUAAAAUAUUAUUUUUAGGUAAUCAUGCAACAAUCUUAUUGUCUCUUAAGCUGAUGAUCUCAUUUUGUAAGUGUU